Alnus glutinosa is the source of this 1145-nucleotide messenger RNA. RefSeq names its product probable disease resistance protein RPP1. NCBI's taxonomy places the organism in Eukaryota, Viridiplantae, Streptophyta, Magnoliopsida, Fagales, Betulaceae. The record is from RefSeq and is a predicted model, not a curated record. The transcript is spliced from 2 exons. Bases 108 to 995 code for a protein of 295 amino acids.
UUACCAUUCCUCCAUACAUCAGAUGAUUUGUUGGAUUGAAGUCCCUUUAUUUGGAGGAAUGCAAGCAACUUCGAGAAAUUCUAGGAAUUCCACCAAAUUUAAUUUCAAUGAGUGCGAAGGGGUGUGUGUCAUUGGCAAUUUUUUUAGAAGAAGCUAGAAGAUCUCCAUGGUUUAAUACACCAGAGACCCUAUUCCACGUUGGAACGAUAUUUCCAGCGUUGAUUCUUGGAAACCAUGUUCUGACAGAAUCAGAGUUCUUGAUUCAACGCGAUUGCCCUUCUAGUUUGAGAUUUCUUGAUCUAUCAGGAAGCGCUAUUGUUAGCCUUCCUACAUGGUUCAACACAUUUGUUGGAUUGAAGGAUCUUUACUUGAACGGUUGCAAUCAACUUGAAGAAAUUCCAGAACUUCCACCAAAUAUAAAAGAGGUAGCUGCGGAUGGAUGCACAUCAUUGGAAAGAUUUCAAUUUAAUAAUAUAAAGGAUUUACCAAUGCUUGAAUGGAUUGAGUUUUCCAAUUGCCAUGGACUACGUGAAAAUAUGGGGGAUGAUCUGCAAAUUUGUUUAUUGAGUGAGGGACAUCUUAAGGACCAUCAAUAUAGCUGUAUAUUUCCAGGAAAUAAGAUUCCAGAUUACUUCAGUUAUCGUAAAGAGCUUUCAAAUACCAAUUGGUGUGAAAUAGAUAUCAAUGAGCCUGUACAUUUGGAUUUGGAGAAUACAAGAUUUGCUUUCUCUGCUAUUAUUGGGAUAGAGGAUGUACAAGGUGUGAGUGAUUUUCGAAUUCUCGUUGAAAUCAUCAAUGAUAUUGGUCAACACAUCUAUUCUCAUAGGCCGUAUAUGUAUAGUUUAGUUAGCUCAGAUCAUGUAUGGUUGAAUUACCAUGUGUCAAACCAUUCUCAACUAAAGACGGAUAAUCUUCGAGUUAUAUUUACAUGCGAAAAACAUUUAAAGUCAGUGUUCUUUAAAAGUUGCGGAUUCCAUCUAAUGAAGAGGAAGUGAUAAUUGAUGAUAUUCAAAUUGCUGAGGCAUCAUGAUAAUGAUGGUGAUGAUGAUGAUGGAAACUUGGAAUCCAAUUAGUACCCACAACAAAAGAGGCAUUCUUCUUCCUUUCUAUCUAUAUCGUGUUUGUUGCAGAUUUCUUCACUUAUG